AUGAGUGGCCGUGUUGCGAUAGCCCGGGCUGAGUUGAUGGAGGUUCAGAAGCAAGCUCGGGAUUCCCUGGAUCCUGGCGUAUUUGAUCAGGAACGGCUUUUGGCCAUUAAAUUUCAGAAACUACUUGACAAUGAAACUAAGUUUUUGAAGCAACGAUCCCGCAUCAAAUGGUGUAAUGAGGGUGAUGCGAACACGGCCUUUUUCCACGCAUGUAUAAGCCAAAAGAAGAAGAAGAAUCACAUCUCCAGCCUUAUGGAUGCUGCGGGUAAUCAGGUUUCGGAUGCGAGCGGUAUUAAAUCGAUCCUUUUGAAUUACUACAAGGAACUUUUGGGAUCUCAUGCUACUUCUGCACCCCUUCGGCCGAGCGUGCUGGCCGCGGGCCCGAGGGUUCCGGAGGAUGAUUGUAUAAACUUAUGCGAGCCUAUCUCUGAUAUGGAGAUCCGGACAGCAAUGUUCUCCAUUGAUUCUGACUCUUCACCAGGUCCAGAUGGUUUCUCUUCGAAGUUCUUUAAAUCUUCAUGGCACAUCGUUGGGCCUCACAUCAUUCAGGCGGUCAGGAAUUUCUUUGAAUCCGGACGGAUACCUUUUGGGGUGAAUGCUACUGCCAUCACCCUCAUUCCGAAAGUUCCAUCUUCCUCUCAGGCUAGUGAGUUUCGUCCUAUCUCUUGCUGUAAUGUCAUUUACAAGUGUAUUGAUAAUGUACUUUGUGCUAGAUUGAGACCGGUAUUGGAUAAGGUGGUAGGUCCUGAUCAGGUCAAUUACAUCAAGCCUGGGAGAGAUAUUACACACAAUAUUCUGCUGGCUCAGGAAAUGGUGCAAGGGUACUCCAGACGUCACUUGUCUCCCAGAUGUGCUAUUAAGGUAGACCUUCGGAAGGCCUAUGAUUCUAUAUCAUGGGAUUUUCUAGAGGAAAUAUUACGAGAGCGGGGUUUCCCUCUUUGCUUUUGCAGCUGUAUUAUGGCAUGUAUAACUACGACGCGGUUUUCUUUGAUGGUUAAUGGAGAACUCACAGGGUUCUUUGAGGGGAAGCGAGGAUUACGCCAGGGGGAUCCUAUUGCUCCGUACCUCUUCACAUUAGUGAUGGAGUAUUUAUCCAGGGCUUUACGGAUUGCAUCUUUAUCCUCAGAGUCUCGUUUCCACCCAACGAACGAAGCACUAUACUAG
Molecule: messenger RNA, 1164 nt
Organism: Striga hermonthica
Lineage: Eukaryota; Viridiplantae; Streptophyta; Magnoliopsida; Lamiales; Orobanchaceae
Source: the annotation of a GenBank genome assembly